AUUUGUCCCUUCCAAACUGUCAAAUUUCCACAGCGAAAGCAAAGUGUUUUACUCUAGUUUCUCCUCCUCCUCCUCUGCAGCAACAUCCCAGCAAAUUAAAGCUCAGAAAACACCAAGGAGAGAGAAGGAAGAAGAUGUUGUUUCAGGUGGGAGGCCAAGGGACUCGCCCCACGUUCUUCGAGAUGGCGGCGGCUCAGCAGCUCCCCGCCAGUCUCCGCGCCGCCCUCACCUAUUCCAUCGGCGUAUUAGCUUUACGAAGACCCUUCCUCCACAGGGUUCUCGACUACGAGGACGAGUUCUUCUCCUUGCUCAUGCUGGUCCUCGAAACUCACAGCUUACGAACUACAGAUGCUUCGUUUUCGGAAUCGUUGUACGGGUUGAGAAGGAGGGCUGUGAAGAUAAAAGCUAUGAGGAAUGAUGAUGCUCGACUGAACCCAGGUGAUGACAUUCAGCAUUCUGGCUUAGAGAAGCGCCAGAGACUUCUUUCGGUUGUGUUUUUGGUUGUGUUGCCUUACUUUAAGUCAAAACUGCAUUCAAUCUACAAUAGAGAAAGGGAAGCCAGACUUCAAGCGAGUUUAUGGGGACAUGUAGAUGAAAGAUUUGAUGAUGCUGACAUAAUUGAUAGAGGAGAAGAUGUUGUUGUUUCACGGGGAACUUCAGAUAUGGUCGUAUCAGUUAGGACGCGUUUGACCAAAAAGAUCCAGAAGUUUAUAGGUGCUUGCUACCCAUUGCUGCAUGCUAGUAGUGAAGGAUUUUCGUUCGCUUAUCAGAUGUUAUACUUGUUGGAUGCAACUGGAUUCUAUUCCUUAGGAUUACAUGCGCUUGGGAUUCAUGUCUGUCGAGCUACAGGGCAAGAACUGAUGGAUACUUCUUCUAGAAUUUCAAAAACAAGAACCCGUGAACGUGAGAGACUUCGUGGCCCUCCAUGGUUGAAGGCAUUACAAGGAGCAUUGCUCAGCGGUACAUACACCGUGCUUGAUUAUGCACAGACUGGGUUAAUUGCAGCGGUUUUCUUUUUUAAAAUGAUGGAAUGGUGGUACCAAUCUGCUGAAGAGAGAAUGUCAGCUCCAACCAUAUACCCUCCACCUCCUCCACCUCCACCUCCGCAGGUUGCCAAGGAGGGGAUUCCACUGCCACCCGAUAGAGCUCUUUGUCCUCUCUGCUCACAGAGGCGUGCAAAUCCAUCUGUAAUUACAGUUUCCGGGUUUGUCUUCUGCUAUGCCUGCAUCUUCAAGUAUGUUUCUCAGUAUAAGAGAUGUCCGAUCACAUUGAUGCCUACUACUGUCGACCAGAUAAGGAGACUCUUUCACGACGUGUAGAAAAACCAGCUGGAUACGUCAAAGGAGAAAAUAAUUCAUUUCCCAUUUCGAAGCAGGGAUGCUGGAUAAGCUUGCACGGUGAGGACCGGCGAAACAAAUAAAUGUUGUAUUGUCCUGUGGGGGUUUCGUAGUAAUCAGGGAAAGGAAAUGAAGAAUGUUGUAUUUGAUUAUUUGUUGUUGAAUAAUACUAUACGUACGAUAAUAAUACAACAGAUUUAUGUGA
Molecule: messenger RNA, 1542 nt
Organism: Pyrus x bretschneideri (Chinese white pear)
Lineage: Eukaryota; Viridiplantae; Streptophyta; Magnoliopsida; Rosales; Rosaceae
Product: peroxisome biogenesis protein 12
Exons: 10
Coding region: 135-1319 (394 amino acids)
Biological process (GO): protein import into peroxisome matrix; protein monoubiquitination
Cellular component (GO): peroxisomal membrane; peroxisomal importomer complex
Molecular function (GO): protein binding; ubiquitin-protein transferase activity; zinc ion binding
Source: RefSeq, a predicted model, not a curated record